Molecule: messenger RNA, 2332 nt
Organism: Aspergillus calidoustus
Lineage: Eukaryota; Fungi; Ascomycota; Eurotiomycetes; Eurotiales; Aspergillaceae
Source: the annotation of a GenBank genome assembly
GGCUCCGUUUCUGGUAGAGAUCGUCGGUAGCUCCCGAGCUAGGUCUAUCUAGGACUAAGGUCUUGCCUGGGGUUGUUAUCGUAGAUCUGACGUCACGCAACAGCAGGGGUGAAACGACAAGUUCGAGUGCGUCCAGUUGACAUUGGAUGGAAGAAACUUCAAGCCAAUAAGAUGGACAGGGUAAGUGUUGCGUUAUCAUCAUGGCAUCAACGGAAAAUUGCCCAGAAGGGAAGCGGCUGUUUUUCUUCUUGUUGAGCAGUCGAUGAUCGGGGCCAGCUCGAUGCGGCUCGAUCGCGGUUGUCAUUGACCGAUCUAAACAUUGCGAUUUGAAUGUCGGAGACAUGGAAACUCCAGUAGACCAGAUGAGCUGUUUCUUGGGAAGAGUAGAAGCUUAUUGGAUGCCACUGUUGUAAAGACAUGGGUCGUUCUCAGGGCAGUAGCUAUUCCGGAGGGGUGCUACAAAUAGCUGUUGCUUACGGUACAGCUGUCAGGUGCCAACAGUCCUUAAUUUCAAACAGCUGCCUAAAACCUACAAGUUUAUUACUUAUGUUGCAUUCUGAAAGGUCAUCUGCCGCGCCUUGGAAGUGGGAGCUGCCCAGCCGUGCGUCGGAGAUGACGCAAGAGGGACGUCCAAGCACUAGGGCUCUUAAAUACCCCGAGAUCUCCUGGUAAGCAUUCUGUUACCUGUAUGAACAUUGAGCGCCUCGAGACAGAAGGCAAAGGGUUACUUCUUGCGAAUGUUUCGGCCCAGAAGCAGAUGGUCAGUGAAUCAAGAUGAUGUCGCCUCGUUUUGGAGCAACGCUGUUGCGCACAAGUGUUAUUCGACCGCCGAUCGUCCGCGCAACCAGGGGAAUCACCAGCCCGGCUCAUGUCAAAGAGAAGCUACCCACGGAUGGCGGCAGAAACCGUGAGCGGUUUCGAGAGUUCUCGCUGGCUGGUAAGGUGUUUGCCGUGACCGGCGGAGCCCGGGGGUUGGGGCUGUCAAUGGCUGAGGCCUUGGUCGAGGCCGGAGGUGAAGUCUAUUGUCUCGAUAGACUCCCCGAGCCAGACGACGAGUUCCACGCCGCCAAAGCCCGCGCGAAUCCAGACUUUGGAGGCUCUAUCCACUACCGCCAAGUGGACGUCACCGACGACGCAAACACCGAAGCCACCAUGGCUGAGAUUGCAAGCAACAAGAACAGAUUAGACGGCUUGAUCGCCGCAGCGGGCGUCAACCACGUUGCGAGUGCAGUCGAUCACUCCCCAGCCGCCGUCGACAACGUGAUUCAUAUCAACUACACGGGUGUCUUCCGAAGCGCCGUCUCAGCAGCAAAAGAGAUGAUGAAGAGAGACUGCCAGGGAUCAAUUCUGCUCGUGGCUAGUAUGAGUGGCAUAAUCGCCAACAAGGGCAUGACAUCAGCCAUCUAUAACUCAUCCAAGGCGGCGGUGAUCCAGCUCACUAGGAGUCUGGCUAUGGAGUGGUCCGAGGUUGACCCUAAGACGAAGAAGGGAGGGAUCCGAGUCAACUGUCUCUGCCCAGGCCACAUUGAGACGCCCAUGGUACAAAUGAUUGUGGAGAAGGAUCCGGCGACCAGGGAGCUUUGGGAAUCAGAAAAUAUGAUGAAGCGGCUGGCGCGGCCGGAGGAGUUUCGCGGAGUGACACUGCUGCUAAUGAGCGAUGCCAGCAGCUUCAUGACUGGAAGCACGGUUGUUGUUGACGGGGGGCAUACCGCUUGGUGAUUUUCUUCUAUUCUACUACCCCAGUGAUAGACAGACAUAGCGAUCACUCGAUAAUUUGACAUAUUUCUUACCAUGAGCCGGCGAGCAACAAUCACGCUAUAUGCAUUGCGUGAUUCAUGAGUCUCGGGCUUCGGGUAGCAUCCCCGACCGGCAUUGAUUACAUCCAGAAUGAAGCUACUGCCCCCGAGGAUGUUGGGGUAAAUGAGGGUCUAAGUUCGGGGCAAGCAUCCGAACCCCGGAUUUAGCCCUAUUCUGGGGAGGCGGGGUUCUUCACCCCCAGCGUACGGAGUGUUGACAGGCUCCUCUGUAACCACACACGAUGUGGUUUCUCACAACCCUCCUUUCCCUGUCAAUCGUGGGUUCUGCUACCCCAACCACGCAAGGACAUAUCAAGUCUCCUAAGGCUCACGUCAAAAACGGAACGUAUGAAGGCAUAUAUUCCGCGGAAUAUCACCAAGACUUCUUCCUGGGCGUUCCAUUUGCGCAGCCCCCCGUCGACAACCUCAGGUUUAGAUUACCCCAGUCUCUGAACUCUACAUGGAAGGGCUCUAAAACCGCAAAGGACUAUUCUCUUCUCUGCGUCGGAUAUGGCGUAAGCCCGCCACCGUCUAGC